Molecule: messenger RNA, 723 nt
Organism: Fonsecaea erecta
Lineage: Eukaryota; Fungi; Ascomycota; Eurotiomycetes; Chaetothyriales; Herpotrichiellaceae
Exons: 3
Coding region: 1-723 (240 amino acids)
Source: RefSeq, a predicted model, not a curated record
AUGGGUGGUCCAGGCUCAGGAGGGUACAAAAACAAACCAGGUGAUACCGAAACUCACUCAGCAUGGGACAUUAUUCCUCAAGAUCCCGAGGGCACUCAGAAGCUCGCGCAGGUACGAUGCAAGUACUGUAGCAGAGAAAUGGCCCAGCAUACCUCCCGGCAGCGUGUCCACCUGCUCGGCUGCAAAAACUACCUGGAAGCGAUGAAGGAACAAGGCAUCGAGAACAGCAUUACCCGUCAAGCCGCCGAUCCUCAGGCAUUCUUUCGCAGCUCGGACUGGGCGCAAAAGACCACCGAGGCAAAGGCUCCCAAGGUUUUCAAGAUGGGGGAUCACACUACCGCUGUGCGCAUACAGGCACUGGCGCUGGCAGAGGCAACCAUUUCAUACGACCGUAUCCAGGAAAUCACCGGCAUGGACCCCAAAGUGAUAGCUGGCCUGCGGCGACUUGCGCGCGAACGCGGCUACGAUCCCAGUGUCUCGAUGCAACUCAAAGAAGAAUAUGUCGUCGAUCCCCCCAACGCGCCGCGCCCUCGAGGCCGACCCCCUAAGAAGAGAAAGCAAGAGGACGACGUCGAUCCUGCCUUGACCAACAACAUCCAGGAGGGCUCUCGGCCUCAGAGUCCAAGCUAUAGUGGCACACCUACCAACCGUAGCAAUCUGCCCCCGGGACAGUGGGAUUUCAUCGCUCCGACACCACCACCUAGCGGGUACACGAUGACCUAA